Messenger RNA from Antechinus flavipes (yellow-footed antechinus), 5200 nucleotides. RefSeq names its product pseudouridine synthase 7 (gene PUS7). The transcript is spliced from 17 exons. Gene Ontology annotation, molecular function: pseudouridine synthase activity; RNA binding. Gene Ontology annotation, cellular component: nucleus. Gene Ontology annotation, biological process: pseudouridine synthesis. The record is from RefSeq and is a predicted model, not a curated record. Lineage: Eukaryota; Metazoa; Chordata; Mammalia; Dasyuromorphia; Dasyuridae. The coding region runs from base 164 to 2803 and encodes 879 amino acids.
GUUUUUACUUUGUUACGGGAGACCCAUGAAGUGGGAGUCAUCUGUAAACGUUUGCAAUGCAAAGGCAUCAGUAAAGCCGAAAGUGAUGAAAUAAUUAUGAUAAUAAUACUGAACAACUGGCAUUAAUACGGGGCUUUGAGGCUUGCUCGGAAGAACUUUACAGAUGCUAUCUGGUGGGUUUGUUUUAUUGGGGAGGGGAACAUUUCCCCCAGCCUCACACAAGUUCACCAUCUCGGGCAAUCCGGUCCGCCGAGGGCUAGGGACCAGCGGCAAAGCCCCGGGAUGGGACCCGCAAACUCUGAAGCCGGAGUCGCCUCCACACUGGUGCUCGGGGCCCGAGGCCCCAGGAGCGCCGCUUCAGAAGCUCACGGACAAAGUGGCGGGCGUGAAGGUACGUGGCGGUGGCGCCUGGCUCCGCCCGCCCCCUGCUGGACUGAGCCCUUGCGGGGCCGUCCCCGGCGCGGGGUCCGCCUCCUCGUCGCGUAGUCUGCGCCGCCGCACGUGUGCGAGCUCCGGCGACAGGCUCAGUGUCGGUCGGGAAGGGAGGCGCAGGCGGCAGCAGCAGAGACGGGUGCAGCAGCGGCGGCGGCGGCGGCGGUCAUCGAUGUUCCGCGGCCUCGGUUGCCUGGUCUUGCGUUUCUGCUUAGCCGUUCCUCCCGGCCUCCGGCGGCGCUUCCCCCGCCUCCCCGAGAUCCCAGGAAGUGUUUCGGCCUCCCACGGUGCGGUUCCCGAUUCUCUCUCUGGUAACCCACCCUCGGGCCGGAGCCCCGUGCCCGCUGAUUAUAUUAGAUGCUAUCUUGGGACCUUUAAAAUGGAGACAGUGGAAGUGACGGGAGUAUCUAUGAAACGUUCUCUUUCCAGUGAUGAUCUAGCUCAAGCUGAUGAAGCUAAAAGACAAAAGGUCUCAGAAUGUCAUUUAGCUAAAGACCAAGAGACUUUGGAUAAUGACUGUGUCCUGAGCAAUGUGACCAGACAAUCUGAAACCACAACUGCUGAAGAAGUUAGAAAUAAUGUUGAGGCCCAGAUUGAAGAAGAGGAAGAAGAGGAAGAUGGACUUUUGGAGGAGGAGGAAGAGGAGGAGGAUGGAGAGGGAGAGAGCUUUGCUGAUAUGAUGAAAUAUGGACUCACCGAGGUUGAUGUUGGUAUCACAAAGUUUGUGAGUUCUCAUCAAGGCUUCUCAGGAAUCUUAAAGGAGAGAUAUUCUGAUUUCAUUGUUCAUGAAAUAGGGAAAGAUGGCCAUAUAAGCCAUUUGGAUAACUUAUCUGUGCCAGUGGAUGAUGAGGAUCCUUCUGAAGAUGUGUUUACAGUUUUGACAGAAGAAAAUAAGCAGCGUUUGGAGGAACUUCAGCUUUUUAAGAAUAAAGAAACUAGUGUAGCAAUUGAGGUUGUUGAAGACACCAAAGAGAAAAGAACUGUUAUCCAUCAAGCAGUGAAAUCUUUGUUUCCCGGAUUAGAGACAAAAACAGAGGAAAGGGAGGGGAAAAAAUAUAUUGUGGCUUACCAUGCAGCUGGAAAAAAGGCUUUGGCAAAGGUCAGAACCGCCACAGAUCCAAGAAAACAUUCUUGGCCAAAAUCUAGGGGAAGUUACUGCCACUUUGUUUUAUACAAGGAAAACAAGGACACCAUGGAUGCUAUUAAUGUACUCUCAAAAUUUUUGAGAGUUAAACCAAACAUAUUUUCCUACAUGGGAACCAAAGACAAAAGGGCUAUAACUGUUCAAGAGAUUGCCGUUCUUAAAAUAACUGCACAAAGACUUGCUCAUUUAAACAAGUGCUUAAUGAACUUCAAGCUGGGCAACUUCAGCUACCAGAAAAAUCCUCUGAAGUUGGGAGAACUCCAGGGAAAUCAAUUCACUGUUGUCCUCAGAAACAUAACAGGAACUGACCAUCAAGUACAGCAAGCAAUGCACUCUCUGAAGGAAAUUGGAUUCAUUAACUACUAUGGGAUGCAGCGGUUUGGAACCACAGCUGUCCCCACGUAUCAGGUUGGAAGAGCCAUCUUACAAAACUGUUGGGAUGAAGUCGUAGAUUUAAUAUUGAAACCUCGUCCUGGAGCCGAAAAGGGAUAUUUGGUCAGAUGUCGAGAAGAGUGGGCCAAGACCAAAGAUCCUGAUGCUGCCCUCAAAAAACUACCUGUCAAAAGGUGUGUGGAAGGGCAACUGCUUCGAGGACUUGCAAAAUAUGGACUGAAGAAUAUUGUAUCUGCAUUUGGCAUAAUACCAAGAAAUAAUCGUUUGAUGUAUAUUCAUAGUUAUCAGAGUUAUGUGUGGAAUAACAUGGUGAGCAAAAGAAUUGAAGAAUAUGGACUGAAACCUGUUCCAGGGGAUCUUGUACUUAAAGGAGCUAUAGCCACAUACAUUGAGGAAGCAGAUGUUAAUUCCUACUCCAUCCAUGAUGUGGUGAUGCCUUUACCUGGUUUUGAUGUUAUAUACCCCAGACAUAAAAUUAGUGAGGCUUACAAGGAUAUGCUAGCUGCAGAUCAUCUAAAUAUUGACAACAUGAAACAUAAAAUCCGAGAUUAUUCUCUAUCAGGUGCCUACCGAAAGAUCAUUAUUCGCCCUCAGAAUGUCAGCUGGGAGGUUGUUUCGUAUGAUGAUCCUAGAAUUCCACUUUUUAACACGGAUUUGGACAACCUAGAAGGAAAACCACCACCUGUGUUUGCUGCUGAAGGUAAAUACAGGGCCCUGAAGAUGGAUUUCUCACUCCCUCCUUCAACAUAUGCAACAAUGGCCAUUCGAGAAGUACUAAAAAUGGAUACAAGUAUCAAGAACCAAACACAGUUGAAUACUACUUGGCUCCGCUGAUGCUCUCCCUGAAGAUACAAGUAUGGAGGAAAGUAUCAGCAUCCUGGUUCACUAUUCUUUGUGUUCUUUUAGUACAAACUCCAUGUGGAUAAUUUGUAGUAAAAGUUUGUUUGUAUUUUUUUUCAAGUUUUUAUUCGCUUAAAUCAAUAAUUUGCAAUAUUUGUACAAAUGUGCAAAUCUGGAAAACCUAACUAAAAUUUAAAACAAAAAAUUGGUUGGUUUAUUUUAACACAUACACACUCAUACUGACAUGCAGAGGCAAGAGGGGAAUAAUCGAUGAAUCUACAAACAUUUAUUAAGUGUUUCCUGUGUAAUAGUUAUUGCACCUAAGCAUUGGAAAUACAAAGAAAGGCAAAAAUGUAAAGUCCCUGGUCUCAAACAAUUUACUUGAUAAUGAGAGAGACAGCACAUAAAUAAGUAGUAAAUACAUACAUAUUUAAUAACAUAGUACAUACUGUGCAUACUGUAAUAAGUACAUAUAAAGUAGAAAGGAGGCUUUGGGGAGGCAGAUUUAAGUGACUGCCCUCCUGAAUCUUGAAAGAAAUCAAGAAUGAGGAAGGAGGAAGCAUUACAGCAAUGGAGGUUAGAGGUGUAUAUGUAGGGGAGAGGAAUCACUGUUGUAAUGAAGAAUAGUAAAUAGAGUGCUAGUCUUAGGUUCGAGAAAACUUUUUGUUUUCUUUCAAGGACCUUCAUAGUUCGGUUCCAUCUCCACCUUUCAAAUCUUCCCCAGAACCAUCCCCCUGCACCCCCAAAUACUCUGCAGUCCAGUAACACUGGCCUUGCUGCUCCACGCAUAAAACCCUUCAUCUUCUGACUCUGGAUGGUUUCACCAAUUGUCCCCAUAUCUGUGCUGCUCUCAGUCCUCAUCCCCAUCCUCCUCCUGGCUUCUUUUAAGUCUAACUAAAAUCCUACUUUCUACAGGAAGCCUUACCUGGUCCCCCUGAACUCUCAUGCCUUAGCUGUUAAUUAGCUCUAAUUUGCUAUAUAUAUUUGUUCAUACAUGAUUAAUUGUAUGUUAUGUUGCCUAUUCGACUGUGAGCUCCCUGAGAGACAAUAGGAACUGUCUGUUUUUCUUGAACCCUUGGCAUAGUGGCUGGCAAAAAGUAAGUAUUUAAUGUUUAUUGGCAGGGGCUGCUGGGUGUUGUAGUGGAUAGAGCACUAGCCCUGAAGUCAGAAGGACCCAAGUUCAAAUCUGGCCUCAGACACUUAACACUUCCUAGCUGUGUGACCCUGGGCAAGUCACUUAACCCCAAUCAAAAAAAAAACCCAAAACAAUGUUUAUUGGCUGGCUUGAUUAAAACCAUAGUCUCUGGCCCUACCUUGGCUGUGUCAAUCAGAGCCAGCUCUAUAACCUCUCAGCUCUCUCUGACAAUUCUCUGAGAUUAUCAUUUUAGAACACUUGCUAUUGGUAGAUGGAACGCAAGAGUUCCUUAAAUUACUAAUCUGGGUGAAACAAAAAGGUAAAAUGGCAGUUGUAUUUGCUUUCAGCAAGAAAAAUGGUUUUGGAUUAAGAUAGAUAUUUUAGGGGUUUAAUAUUUCUUUAAAGAAACAGCAAGUAUUUUUAUUAUUAAUAGGAAUUGAAAGCGACAUUGUAAGUACCAGAAGCAGUAAAGUUAAGAACUGUGUAGACUAUUAGGAAUGACAGCUAUACAGAGGUAGUGUAUGUGAAGAAUGACUCUCAAGUCCCUCUUCCCCUGUAAUUCAAGAGUCUUGACACAUAAAUAUAAAUUCACUUGCACUUAAGUCAACAUGAAUGACCCCUUGGGUGGUCAUAAGUAUAGCAAUGAUCCCAUUAUCUAAAAUCACCUAUUUAUCAAAAGCAAGGUAAGAGUCAAAAGUAGAAUAAAACAUUUUCAAUAUAAAGGGCUUUUGUAUCACUCCAUAUUUGUACAAAAGCUUUUGUAUCAGUGCAGGACUUAUUAAGCUUUUUCCAUUUGUGAUCCCUUUUCCUCUCAAGAAAUUUUUGUAUGACCCCUGGGUAUAUAGGUUUAUAAAAUAGGAAUACAAAUCAAACAUUUACCAAUAAUAAAUCAUAAUUUCAUGAUCCCAACAUUCAGUUAUAAGAUCUCAUAUAGGAUUGUGAACCAAAGUUUAAGAAUCUGGGUAUUAGAAAAUUCUACUGUAAUAGGGCUUUUUAACAUGAUGUAAAUGAACAACUGUUUUUAUCAAUUUAAGGUAUGCUUUUUAUUACACAUAUUUUUAUCUUGAAGAUUCUUUCCAUAGAUACAGGUCCUUCAGAAAGAUAAAGGAGGGAAAGGUAGCUAGAAAUACCAAGAGUUCAUACCAAUGGUUUUAUUCCUUGUCACCAGCAAUUUUGGUAUUGCCCUUGCUGGCAAUGGAAAACACAUUUUCUGAUGUGAAAAGACAUGAAAGAAUAAAUUAGCCAUUCUAACAUCA